AGAGUUUGGCCAUAGUGUUCCUUCUGUAUUUCACACACAUUCUGCGCUCGCUAGCUCUCGCGCUCGCUCUCUCUUUCACACACACACGCGCGCACAGACACACACACGCCCGCCCGGGCCCCUCUCGGAGUGUCUUCCUUCAAGAUGACAGGGCGCUGGAGAAAAGGCUGCUGGAAUCAGCUGGUGAAAGCCCAGCCUCUGCGGUUCUUAAUGCCCCAGCAGGAUUAUUUUCACUAAAGAUGGAAACACUGGAGUCUGAAUUGACCUGUCCAAUCUGCCUAGAAUUGUUUGAAGACCCCCUUCUGCUCCCUUGUGCCCAUAGCCUCUGCUUCAGCUGUGCCCAUCGAAUCUUGGUCUCGAGCUGCAGCUCUGGUGAAUCCAUUGAACCCAUUACCGCGUUCCAGUGUCCGACGUGCAGGUAUGUUAUCUCGCUGAACCACCGGGGCCUGGACGGCCUCAAGAGGAAUGUGACUCUGCAGAACAUUAUUGAUCGCUUCCAGAAGGCUUCUGUCAGUGGGCCCAAUUCCCCAAGUGAGAGCCGCCGGGAGAGGACUUACAGGCCCACCACUGCCAUGUCUAGUGAGCGAAUUGCUUGCCAAUUCUGUGAGCAGGACCCGCCAAGGGAUGCCGUGAAAACAUGCAUCACCUGUGAGGUCUCCUACUGUGACCGUUGCCUGCGGGCCACACACCCCAACAAGAAACCUUUCACCAGCCACCGCCUGGUGGAGCCAGUGCCAGACACACAUCUUCGAGGGAUCACUUGCCUGGACCAUGAGAAUGAGAAAGUGAACAUGUAUUGUGUAUCUGAUGACCAAUUGAUCUGUGCCUUAUGCAAACUGGUGGGACGUCACCGAGACCAUCAGGUCGCAUCCCUGAAUGACCGAUUUGAGAAACUCAAGCAAACUCUGGAGAUGAACCUCACCAACCUGGUUAAGCGCAACAGCGAACUAGAAAAUCAAAUGGCCAAACUCAUACAAAUCUGCCAGCAAGUUGAGGUGAAUACUGCUAUGCAUGAGGCAAAACUUAUGGAAGAAUGUGACGAGUUGGUAGAGAUCAUCCAGCAGAGGAAGCAAAUGAUUGCUGUCAAAAUCAAAGAGACCAAGGUAAUGAAGCUGAGAAAGUUGGCACAGCAGGUUGCUAAUUGCCGCCAGUGUCUUGAACGGUCAACAGUCCUCAUCAACCAAGCCGAACAUAUCCUGAAAGAAAAUGACCAGGCACGGUUUCUCCAGUCUGCAAAAAAUAUCGCUGAGAGGGUCGCUAUGGCAACAGCAUCUUCUCAAGUUCUAAUUCCAGACAUCAAUUUUAAUGAUGCCUUUGAAAACUUUGCUUUAGAUUUUUCCAGAGAAAAGAAACUGCUGGAGGGGCUAGAUUAUUUAACAGCCCCAAACCCACCUUCUAUCCGAGAGGAACUCUGUACUGCUUCCCAUGACACCAUUACAGUCCACUGGAUCUCGGAUGAUGAGUUCAGCAUCAGCUCCUAUGAGCUUCAGUACACCAUAUUCACUGGCCAGGCUAACUUCAUCAGUAAGUCAUGGUGUAGUUGGGGCCUGUGGCCAGAGAUAAGGAAAUGUAAGGAAGCAGUAAGCUGCUCAAGAUUGGCCGGGGCGCCACGAGGCCUGUAUAAUUCAGUGGAUAGUUGGAUGAUUGUGCCCAACAUUAAACAGAACCAUUACACAGUGCAUGGACUUCAGAGUGGGACGCGCUACAUCUUCAUCGUUAAAGCCAUAAACCAAGCAGGCAGCCGGAACAGUGAACCUACCCGACUAAAAACAAAUAGCCAACCCUUUAAACUCGAUCCCAAAAUGACUCACAAGAAGUUGAAGAUUUCUAAUGAUGGGCUGCAGAUGGAGAAGGAUGAAAGCUCUCUGAAGAAGAGCCAUACCCCAGAGAGGUUUAGUGGCACAGGGUGCUAUGGGGCAGCAGGAAAUAUAUUCAUUGACAGUGGCUGCCACUACUGGGAGGUGGUCAUGGGGUCCUCAACAUGGUAUGCAAUUGGCAUUGCCUACAAAUCUGCUCCCAAGAACGAAUGGAUUGGCAAGAAUGCCUCCUCAUGGGUCUUCUCUCGAUGCAAUAGUAACUUUGUAGUGAGGCAUAACAACAAGGAAAUGCUGGUGGAUGUCCCGCCACAGUUGAAGCGCCUGGGUGUCCUUCUGGAUUAUGACAACAACAUGCUGUCUUUCUAUGACCCAGCUAACUCUCUCCAUCUUCAUACUUUUGAUGUGACCUUCAUUCUUCCAGUUUGUCCAACAUUCACAAUCUGGAACAAAUCCCUAAUGAUCCUGUCUGGCUUGCCUGCCCCAGAUUUUAUUGAUUACCCUGAGCGGCAAGAAUGUAACUGCAGGCCUCAAGAAUCCCCUUAUGUUUCUGGGAUGAAAGCUUGCCAUUAAGUUUCAAGAGAGCAUAGAAUUCAUAGCUCUCCAGUUUGGCAGUCUUCCCCUCCUAAACCUCAGUUAGUGUCCAAUACACAAGAUACAAAAUAAAGUUCAUCUGAAGCAUCCAAAAAUAA
Molecule: messenger RNA, 2506 nt
Organism: Suricata suricatta (meerkat)
Lineage: Eukaryota; Metazoa; Chordata; Mammalia; Carnivora; Herpestidae
Gene: MID2
Product: midline 2
Exons: 10
Coding region: 240-2387 (715 amino acids)
Molecular function (GO): protein binding; zinc ion binding
Source: RefSeq, a predicted model, not a curated record